AUGCAGCCUUCAACGAUCUGUUCAGGUGCUAGACGCCUUCAAAUGACCACGAAGAUGGGUCACCAAUACUAUCGAGGUACAAGAACCGGGAAAAUGGGUCAAAUUACAAACAAAGGUGGUUUCUCUGUUGAAUGGACGCGUGUCCGUACAUUUGUCCCCCCGGCCGGCAAUUGCGACCUUCUUCCUUAUGUUUCCAACAAAGUAAAGCCCUUGAAAGGUGCUUACCCUAAAGGCGCCAAUGGUUUAGAUGGAUCCGUAUAUUACGAUCUGGCAAAAUCCUAA
Molecule: messenger RNA, 282 nt
Organism: Schizosaccharomyces osmophilus
Lineage: Eukaryota; Fungi; Ascomycota; Schizosaccharomycetes; Schizosaccharomycetales; Schizosaccharomycetaceae
Gene: mrpl27
Product: mitochondrial ribosomal protein subunit L41
Exons: 2
Coding region: 1-282 (93 amino acids)
Cellular component (GO): mitochondrial large ribosomal subunit
Molecular function (GO): structural constituent of ribosome
Source: RefSeq, a predicted model, not a curated record